AUGGUCGUCGACACGGCCUACUACGACACGCUGGGUGUCCAGCCCACCGCCACCGACAUCGAGAUCAAAAAGGCCUAUCGCAAGCUGGCCAUCGUCCACCACCCCGACAAGAACCCCAACGACCCGACCGCCCAUGAAAAGUUUCAGCAGAUCGGCGAGGCCUACCAGGUACUGUCCGACAAGGACCUGCGCGCCGCCUACGACAAGUUCGGCAAGGACAGCGCCAAGCCCCAGGAGGGCUUCACCGACCCUGCCGAGUUCUUCACCUCCAUCUUCGGUGGCGAGGCCUUUGUCGACUGGAUCGGAGAGAUCACCCUGAUGAAGGACCUCACCGCCACCAUGGACAUCACCAUGCAGGAGGAGGAGGCCGCCGCCGCCGCCGCCGCCGCCGCCGGCGAGGUCGAGGCCGAGGGGCAGAAGCAGGCCGGUGAGACCGCCGACAAGACCAAGGAUGAGUCGCCGUCCGGGACCACCCCGGCCGCCGCUGCCACCGCCGGCGCCGCCCCCCAAGUCGUCGUCGACGAGACCAAGGAUGCAGAGGGGGCGAGCGGCACCACCACCCCAGCACAACCCUCCCGGUCAGGUGCCACGUCGCCGGCCCCGUCGUCGACGUCGCACAGCCGGACGCACCAGAUACCCAUCCGCCCCGCCCUGACGGACAAGUCGCACGAGGACAUGACGGCCGCCGCCGCCGCGUCCGAGGGCGACCUGACCAAGGACGGCAAGAAGAAGGGCGGGCUCUCCAAGGAGCAGCGCGACCAGCUGGCGGCGCUGGAGAAGGAGCGCGCGCGCGUGCGGCAGGAGCGCGUGGACACGCUGGUGCGCAAGCUGGUGGACCGUCUGAGCGUGUGGACCGAGGCGGACAAGAGCGCCCAGGUGACGCGGUCGUUCCAGGAGCAGAUGCGGCUCGAGGUGGAGAACCUCAAGAUGGAGUCGUUCGGAAUCGACAUACUGCACGCCAUCGGGCAGACGUACGUGUCGCGCGCCUCGGCUCUGCUGCGCAGCCAAAAGUUCCUCGGCUUGGGCGGCUUCUUCAGCCGCCUCCGCGACAAGGGCACCAUGGUCAAGGACACGUGGAACACCAUCAGCAGCGCCAUCGACGCCCAGCAGACUAUGGAGGACAUGGCCCGCCGCGAGCAAGAGGGCGGCGAGGACUGGGACGACGAGAAGCGCGCCGAGUACGAGCGCCGCGUCACCGGAAAGAUCCUCAACGCCGCCUGGAGGGGUUCCAAGUUUGAGAUUCAGAGCGUCCUGCGCGACGUCUGCGACCAGGUUCUCUACGACAAGAAGGUUCCCCUUCCCAAGAGGUUGGAACGUGCUCAGGCUCUCGUUCUCGUCGGUGAUAUUUUCAGCAAGGCCGCCCGCUCUCCAGAAGAAGAAGGCGACUAUCUCGUCUUCGAGCAGCUCGUAGCCGAGGCCGCCAUAAAGAAGGACAAGAAGGAGGUGGACAAGAAGAAGAAGUCCAAGGACCACCACCACCAUCAUCAGCACUCUGAAAAGGAGUCGACGACACCUACUGAGAAGUAG
Molecule: messenger RNA, 1527 nt
Organism: Geosmithia morbida
Lineage: Eukaryota; Fungi; Ascomycota; Sordariomycetes; Hypocreales; Bionectriaceae
Product: DnaJ domain
Exons: 2
Coding region: 1-1527 (508 amino acids)
Biological process (GO): protein import into peroxisome matrix
Cellular component (GO): cytosol
Source: RefSeq, a predicted model, not a curated record